Gopherus evgoodei (Goodes thornscrub tortoise) is the source of this 7094-nucleotide messenger RNA. It is a transcript of the gene ALKBH5, whose product is annotated as alkB homolog 5, RNA demethylase. Gene Ontology annotation, biological process: mRNA processing; mRNA export from nucleus. Lineage: Eukaryota; Metazoa; Chordata; Testudines; Testudinidae. The record is from RefSeq and is a predicted model, not a curated record. Gene Ontology annotation, cellular component: nucleus. Bases 658 to 1827 code for a protein of 389 amino acids. The transcript is spliced from 4 exons. Gene Ontology annotation, molecular function: oxidative RNA demethylase activity.
UUGGCAUCGGCUCGGGGAACUGCGCGCUCCCGCCCCGGGAAGACACGGGGACCCGAGCUCCCCAGCCCCCCCUGCAGACCAGAAAGUGGCAGGGGGGACCGAGCUAGCUUCCCCCGGCCCUAGGAGGGAAGAGGGGAGGCUUGGCCCUGUGUUGCCUGCCUGUCUCCUCCUCCCCUCUUGCCCUACGCAGUAGCCAGAGAAGAGCCUGCACGCAUAGACGGAGGUGAGCUUCCUAAUCCCCCCCCCCCACACACACACACGCGUGUCAGCAAGGAGAGAGGGGGCACCCUACGUGCAAGUUUAUAGCAGUGCAAGAUACGUCUCUUGUUUUGCUACCCAAAAGAAAGGGGGGGGGGGAGAACUUCCUGUUUUGGAGCAGAGCACGUCCCUCUCCCCUCCAAGGGGUCAGGGCUCUUAUGGAAGAGUGGAGCUGAGCUACCUGUAUCAAAGGUUCCUACCCCCACCAAAGGAGAGAGUGGGGUGGGUCCCCUGUAUGUGGAAGUUUUGACUAUAGAAUCCACUCCGUGUACCUCCUUCCUUUUGGAACUAUCCUAGCAGGACGGUGGAGGCCAUGAAUAGCAGCAGCACUUCCCACUCUCUAACCCAAAGAGUCGUGCACAGAGGAGAUCAAUAGAGGAGGUGGGUUGCGAGCACACCAUGGCGGGGAGUGGCUACAAAGACCUGCGAGAGAAGCUGAAGUCCAUGAUGCCUUAUCGGGACAACUACAAAGGCAACAGCCUACGGGAUCCUACAGAGUCCCCCUAUGGGGCAGUUGGGGGGGUUGCCGCUGCUGGGGAGCGAAAACGCAAGUACCAUGAGGACUCUGACUCUGAGCCCAGUGACUACGAGGAGGAGCAGCAGCAGAAGGAGGAGGAGGAGGCCCGGAAAGUCAAAAGUGGCAUCCGGCAGCUUCGUCUCUUCAGCCCAGACGAGUGUGCCAAGAUCGAAGCCCGAAUUCAGGAUGUCGUAUCUAGAGCUGAGAAAGGCCUCUAUAAAGAGCAUACGGUGGACAGGGCCCCUCUUCGGAACAAGUAUUUCUUUGGAGAGGGCUACACAUAUGGGUCCCAGCUGCAGAGGCGAGGCCCUGGUCAGGAAAGGCUGUACCCUCAGGGGGAGGUGGAUGCCAUCCCAGAAUGGGUGCAUGACCUGGUGAUCCAAAAGCUCGUGGAGCACAGGGUGAUCCCUGAGGGCUUUGUGAACAGUGCGGUGAUCAACGACUACCAGCCUGGUGGCUGCAUUGUCUCCCACGUGGACCCUAUCCACAUCUUUGAGAGACCCAUCGUCUCCGUGUCUUUCUUCAGCGACUCUGCCCUCUGCUUUGGCUGUAAGUUCCAGUUCAAGCCCAUCAGAGUCUCCGAACCUGUCUUGUUCCUGCCAGUGAGGAGAGGGAGUGUCACUGUGCUAAGUGGAUAUGCAGCUGAUGAAAUUACGCACUGCAUUCGACCGCAGGACAUCAAGGAGAGGAGAGCUGUCAUCAUUCUUAGAAAAACAAGACUAGAUGCUCCUCGAUUGGAAACAAAAUCGCUGAGCAGCUCUGUGCUGCCACCAGGUUACACCUCUGACCGUCUAUCAGGAAGCAACAGGGAUCAGAUCCUGAAACCAAAGCGGUCCCAUCGCAAAGCAGACCCUGAUGCUGCUCACAGGCCACGGAUUUUAGAAAUGGAUAAGGAGGAGAACAGGCGCUCGGUCCUCUUACCAAAACAUAGGAGACGGAGCAACUUCAGCUCUGAGAACUAUUGGCGAAGGUCUUACGAGUAUACAGAGGACUAUGAUGAGGAGGAGGAGGAUGGAAGUCCAGCCCGCAAAGUUAAAAUGAGGCGACAUUGAGGCAUGAGCUUUCCGGAGUCUCAAAGCUGAAGAGAUUGGCCUCCAGUCUAUGAAAACUUCUCCCUCCCCCCCUCCCUCCCUUCUCCCCCCCGGCUAUUUCUCAUCUAGCUUCAGUUUUGUUGUUUCCUUUCAGGCUGAAGAGUAAUUGGGAAGGAUCUGGCUAUUUGUUUUUAUGAAUGGGGUAAUACUGAGGCAGAAAUAUUGAUAGAAUGUGUAGGGUGUCACCUGCAGUUUCCCAAGGGGUGUAUCAGAUGGGCAUCCCCUCCCUCAUGAAGUGGAUAUUGUUAAUGCUGUGGCAGGCUGCCUGGUCUGUAUUUUUGAAAACACCAAAAAGUUAACUGUUUUCAUUACUGAAGAUUUAAGAAAUUAAUUUUUCCUUUGCUUUAAGUUUAACUAAGCUUCUUUUUAAAAUGUUCUAAAUAUCUUGUUCGACCCCAAGAGUUGAAACUCUUUGUAGCGGCCUCAUACUCCAAGCUACACCAAAGGGUUCCUGAAUUCCUACGACUGCUAUUACAUAGUUUGGGCUUUUUGUUUUUAAAGGUGUCCUGCAGCAACUGGAUGUUCGAAGCUUUGCAGGCACCUCCUUGCUGCAAUCGAUUACCAAGGAUUUAGGAUAUUUGUUGCACUUUAGUAACAGUUUUUAAUGCCCUAUGCUUCCCUCCACUUCCCCCCCUCAGCUAAUUUGGGCUUGCAAACCUCUCGUUUUCUGCGCUGCUGACUAGAGGGUGUAUUCUGUCUGCGAAGGCCAUACAUAAGCUCUUGCUCACAUCAGUGGUGGUUCUGAGGGGCUCCUCAGGGAGAGAAUAGGCUUGUUUGAAGGAGGGAGGCAUAUUGGACUUUAAGUUGCUCCAUCCACUUCUCGCUAACAGCAUCAUUACAAUUUUUCAGAAGUAAUAUUGUGUUUGGAUUUUUAAUCUCUGGAUAAGUGUCUUAGUUGGCUUUAUUGAGGCCUGUCAAACUACGGGACUGAGAUUUGUAUUGGCCCCCUAGGUCUUUGAGUAUGAAAAUGAUUGGUUGGUGUGUGUGUGUGUGUGUGUGUGUGUGUGUUUUGGAUACGUGCUUUUUCCCACUCCAAGCUAGAGAAUAGCCAGAACAAUGUGGGGGGCUAGCAGAUUGCACUUGUGAGGAAAUGUGACUUGGCAACACCCUGGGAAGGGGUGUCUUUUUAUGCUGGCUGGCAUCUUGGUGGAAGUGGAUCUCUCCCUUCCUCUUCAGGAGGAAAAGGAUCCCCAGACUGCAUUGUCUCUGGAGUACCCUAUUUGAGGAUCCUUCAGAGCAUUGCAGCAGCUUGAAGAAACUCUCAAACUUCUCAGCCACAGAGAUGUGCUGAUGCAUAGAAGAAGUGUGUGAUAUUGUCACCCCAGUAGAACUAGCAGACUUAUUCUGCCCUCAGUACCUUGGGGAUGUCUGGGGGUUGACCUUUUGAGGCAGGAACCUUCUGCUUAGGUGUCAGAUGCCUCCCAUUUAAGUUGCAUAGCACUGUCUGUUCCUAGCCUCAACAAAUAUCACAACUGGUCUGUGUCCCUCUUCUAUUUACCGAGAGACAGUAGGAAUUCUGGUGCCAUGAGCCUCUUGGCCAGCUACUUAAAGUGCUGCAAAUAAGACUCCUGGAGCUCCAGGAGUUAACAGGAGACUUUAGAUAUUCUAAUAUGUUUUUCUGAUCAUCUUUCCACAUUCAAUCUGCAUUAUCCUGGCUUGAAGCCUCAAUGAGUUGUCAAAGUUUGGGGUCUAAUAACUUAUUUAGUACCCUAAUUUUAAUAAAUAGUAAAACUCUCCUUCAUUUGAUUCCUUCAAUCCAAAUGUCAGCAAUUGCAAGAAGAUUGGUCUUUAUUUUUAAAAGUUUUUUUUCUUUUUUACAGCUUUGCCUUCCCUAACUACUUUUUUUUGAUAGUUUUCCUUGGUAUUGUGUCUUGAACACUAGCUAUGGUUUAUGUACUUUACAAUAAAAAGAUCUAAUAUAUUUUGAAACAUGUCUGGUGCUGUCAUGAGGAGUUUCCAGUCCAGAAACCAAGCAUUGUUCCCUCAUGUGCUUACCAACCUUUGGACUUUUCAUGUGUGGUUCUCUUACUCCAAAGUGUACAGGUGGUCCCUCUUCAAUGCUGAGUCUAUUUCAAACUAGAUCCACCAUUGGUGGUAAUGCAAACAAAACAACUACAGACGUCAGCGUAAGUGCUAUCUGCAUAAGGAUUACUAGACCGAGUCUUUCAAAGGUUAUCCUGGGGUUGUCUUUUUGCAGUGUUUUUGUUUUGUGUUUUUUUUUCCUGGGUAAAACUUUAGUUGGCAUCGCUCAAAGUUGAGAAGUCUUUUUUGCCAGCUCUUUAAAAAAGAGUCCCACCUCUCUGCAGAGUUCUAGAAGUUUGUGCUUCUGGCUGUCUUUAAAAUGUAAAUUGCAUUUGAAAAUAAGCUGUUAAAUUAGAACUGCUAUUGCUCUGUCUCCUAGCUUAACAAUCAGAAAGGGGAAAAACUCUUCUCUUUCCAUUUCUCAUGCUGGAUCUGCUGCAAACUUGUCUGUCUCUGGCAGGCCUCAUGAAUGUCACUGAUUUAAGAUGGUGACUCCUAGCAGGAGGCUGAGGAAUGGUUUUAAUUAGAACACUUCUGGAUUCACAAUUUAAAUACCGCUAAAAUGCCCUCUGUGCUUCUAGGGUGCCAUGCUGAGUACAUCAUAUUUUUUUCCUAAAUAGUAGCAUUCUGAUUUGCUUAAACGUAGCUCUGGCUGGAUAAGUAGCAGAAACCAUAGUGAUCUGUGCCUCUCUUUCCUGUGACAGUCCUCUGCUGAUGCACAGUGCACCCCCAUCCUAAACACGCUACCUUAAGUCUACCUCUGCAGUAAAGAUACUGUGUUCUGGCUCCAACUUAAAAUGAAGUUGAUUGCAAUUGUGCCUCCUUUGUGAUGUGAUAUUAGUGGCUCCCAAAGCAGCACUUGAUAGAGCAAGGUUUGCUGUGUGACCCAGAUGGGAAUGAGGUACUGGAUUUGUCUUAAAGGAGCUCAAGACCAACUUAUGCAUUAUCUGUAGAGGCCUCUCCUCUAACAUGGUACAAAUGACACCUCAUUCUAACUCUUAUGCAUUCUGUGUAGACAGCAGGUACCUUUACUUCAGAUUUAUUUUUGUAUUCUUCAGUGCAACUUUUUCCUGUUUUCCGUCUUUGCUGUUUGUUCAGUUGUACAGGUUUUGCCGAAGUGGUCAGGAAAGCCUUUCAGGGCUAGUCUCAACUCUUUGAGCUGGUUGUGGGUUUGUUUGGUGUGGGGUUUUUUGUUUGGUUUUUGUUUGGUUUUUUUUUUUUUUUUUUUUAAAAUGACUGCCUGGAGAGAUUGGGGCACAACUAGUUGGACUCAAGGCAUCUUUCUCUUUCGGGCAGAUGUCACCCUGUGUAUUGGCAGGCCAUCCUCCCCAGUUGUACAGAUAUUUUAUAUAGACCACACAUAUGUAUAUCUGUAGAUACAUGGUUUUUUAACUUUUUGCACUGAUCAUCACUCAAAGUGAAAUCUUGAAUUAAAAAAAAAAUGGAGACUUUACAUUUUCACACAGAUCUAGAGAACCUACUGUAUUUUAUUUGCUGGAACAAUGGCUCAUGGUGUUAGUGACACCCACAUGUAUUCUGUAGCUGACUUGCAGUGGCUUAUGGGGCUGCUUGCAAGUCCCAGGUCAGACUUCCAUACUCUCUCCUAACCUGGAGAAUGUCCAGAUGUGAGGUGAGUUCUGGCAACUCUGGUUUGGUUAAUGGCCACUCCAGUCCCACCUCUUUUUCAUUUCUGGGGUCAGGGGGUGAAGGUUGGGUCAUUACCAGCUGUUCAGAAAUGGAAGCUAGAGCCAGGUAGCUUCUAACAAGGCCUUAUUCACAGACUUGACCAACUUGGCUUUAAAAUCUUUCAUAGUCUGGUACAGUAAUGUGGUCCCAAUUCCUCUCUGUAAAUCUGCAUAUAGUAUGCAUAAUUCAUUAAACUAUCAUCUAAAUUCGAGACACAGUAAAAUUAACCCAAAAAACACCCCACGCCCCCCAACCUCAAUCAUGACGGUAUUUUUCGUACCUAAGGAAAGUAGAUGCUUUUUGUUUCUCUGCAAACAAAGGCUGGGGAGGAAUUUGUAUUUUUGCUACACAUGGCUCUAUGUAGCUGAAAUUAAUCAGUUCUAGUGGUGGAAUCAAAAUUCUGAGCCCGUCGCCUGGGCUUGGUGUCCCCUUAGGAAGAGAGUGAAAAGCUUUGCUAGUAACAGAAGAGAAGCAUUGGCACGGGGAUUUCUUUAGAACAUUGCUUUGCUGCUUAAGCAUCUGGCAACCUCAGCCAUUCCACUUAACCGCAUCUAGGUAAAUUACACAAUGAUAGGAAGAUGUGGGUUGGCACAUCUGGCUUUUACCACCUGCUAAAUUCUAAUCCAGCUGUUGUAAAUAAAUUUGAGCUGUGGCACACAUGAGCUGUAAUCCAAAGGCUUGGUUCAUCUCGAAGGUUAGUCCAUGAGUUGAUAUUUUGGCAACUGACAUGCACACUUCUGAGUUAGUCAGUCAGGUAGCUUCUACUGUAACGCACGCGCACACACACACGCGGGCGUAAGCUUUUUCUUUUUUUUUCUUUCCCCAAGUUCUCAAACUCUUUCCCAGGGUUCCUGUGCAGGGAAAGGGUAGGGCUCUGUUUCUUGGUUUGUAAUAUUGUUAGUAUGAGGUUUUGAUAGCAGUGCUCACUGGAGAUGGCUCUAAACCAAAACUCCCAGAUCCCAACAGCCCUGAAAUUUGGGAGAUGUUCAGAGCUGGACCUGAACCCUGUGGCUUGGACCCACCUCUAGUGAUAAGUAGUUUUAUAUGCCAAAUGCAGUUUCCCUUUUUGAGACAGAGAAAGGGAAUGCUAAUCUGAUGCUCUGACAAGCUCCACAGUACCCCUUCCCUCAUUUUCAAACCCCUCUCUCCCCCCCAUGCUCUUAACAGAAUUCUGGCUGACUUAAAUUUUGUUUUUUAAAAGAUUCUAACUUUUUGUUACAAAUAAAUAAAUAAAAAGUGGCAAUAUUUUUUUCUGUAAUAAGUUUUUCAUAGGAAAGCGUAGUUUGUAACAAAGUUGUACAGUUCUGAAGUUUGAAAUACAAAACAAAGUACUGUGUGGAACGCUGUAAAUGGGGAAGAGAUUAUUUUAUGUACAGUACCAUGGGGGAAUCUUUUAAUUCUGGUUGAUUCUUAGGAAGAACUUAGUUCUUCACUGUCAGGGUUUGGAAUUUCAUGGAUUUCAUUUUUUUUCCUUGUAUAGAAUGCUGCAUUUAAUUGAAUAAAAGCAGAAAGCAUCACUU